This is a messenger RNA of Osmia bicornis bicornis, 6237 nucleotides long. Its product is annotated as centrosomal protein of 162 kDa-like. Gene Ontology annotation, biological process: cilium assembly. Bases 281 to 4747 code for a protein of 1488 amino acids. Gene Ontology annotation, cellular component: centriole; centrosome; axonemal microtubule. NCBI's taxonomy places the organism in Eukaryota, Metazoa, Arthropoda, Insecta, Hymenoptera, Megachilidae. The transcript is spliced from 7 exons. The record is from RefSeq and is a predicted model, not a curated record.
AUACACACGAUAUUGUGAUAUGUAAAUGAUGAAAGGAUGAUAGAUGUGCACUCGUUCUUUUGUGAGAAAGUAAAUCAAUAUGCAUUUGCUUUUUAUGGACGCAGGAUCGAAAAAAUUGCCGUACGUUAUUGAAUAGACGAGGGCGUUGCGGUUGCGAGACGUCCAUCGAACGAAUUAAAUCGCAAACAAACAAAACGUACAGCAAGUGUCAAGCGAUUUUGAAAAUAUGAUUUAUUAUUGUAUUUCUAUCUUUGAAAAGUAUUAUUAUUAAGAAAUCCGAAUGUCUUCAAAUCCAAAAAAGUCUCCUCGUUACGAGGAUUUGAUCUCAAAGUCCGAAGACGAUACUUUGGGUACAUCGAUUAGUCUUAGCGUGGAUGAAAAUUCCAUUAGAAUAAAAGAAAGGCCCAAAGUGUCGAAGAAAUCUGAGCCGGAUGAAAAGAAUGAUAACGAUCAGAAGGAAGAACAAUGGUGGUUGAAGAAGCCAGAUACCUGCCUCGAUGUUCCUAAUGUUCCAGUAGAAGCAAAGACAAAACAGUCCCCGUCCAUAUCGCCGGAUGUUAGUUCUUCUAUGAAAGAAUUUCUUGAGAAAGAAAAGAUGUGUAAAGCUAUGCAUAAAAGCGAAUUAGAGAUGAAAGACAGAGACGAUACUUUGUGCGAUAUCUUAGCUUCUGCAGCUUUUGACAAAUACCCAUCCGAUUUUGAAAAUGCAACAGACGAAGAUAUAGGUAGCAUCUUGGAAGAAAUGAGUAAGAUCGCUGGUGCUCUAAGCCCCAAUUCAGCUGCAGAUCGUAGAAAAUCAAGGACUUGCGUUAAGAAUUCCACGGAAGAAGAAAAAUCUGUCGAAGAAUUGUUAGAAGAAGCUGAAAAGCUUGUACGAAAAAAUAGUAGUAGCUUGUCGAAAAGUGGAUCAAAAUCUGACACUUUAGUACCUGAAAAUAUCGCUGAGGAUGUAGAAAGCCUCGGUAGGGUCAGGCAGCUGGAAGCUGACAUUUUUCAGCUGAUAGAAGAAGAAGUGCAUAAGGAGACGGAAAAAAUAAGAAGGAGUCCGAGAAAGGAAACAAAAAGCGACGAUAGUCCUGGUUUCGAUGUACUGUACGAAAAUGUCAAUUGUUUAAAGGCCCCGAAAACUUUGGAACUCCAAAGAAGAAGGUUCGAAGAACAGAAGGUGGAAGUGUCCAGUAGUUCAGAUUUAGAUGAUCCGAUUGAAAGGCAUUCCAAGUCGGAAGAAGCAAUAAAUAGUAUAAGAAAGAUAGAAUUAUCGGAUAAAGAUAAUUUACAGAAAGAAAUAACUGAUGUAGAUAAAGAUUUUUUUGAAGAUUUGUUAAGAAAAUCGAAAGAAAGGGCCGAGGGUGGUGGUAUGUCGGGUAGCUCGAGUUUCGGGCAAGAAGAUUUUUCGCAUUUUUUAAAACUUUUACAAGGGCAAAGCGAUAAAAAAGGAGAAGAAGAAGAAGAAGAAGAAGAAGAAGAAGAAGAAGAAGAAUCAAAUCCUAUCCACGAUCCUCUUUUAAAAUCUUCGGACGAGCAAGUCUCCGUUUUGGAAAAAGUAUCCAAAAGUAUUAACGAGAAAAGUCCGGAAUUUCCAGAAAAAGAAAUUUCCGAUAUAUUAGAGAAAGAACUGCCUAAAACAAGUGAAACGGAUGGCAAUUCGAGCGACCAAGAUCGUAAACGGUCUGUCAGUGUUAGUAGCGGUAAGAGCAAAACCGAAUCGAAGCAUACGACGAAUAAUAUUAAGUAUCAAACAUCUCCGAAGGAUCGUGUAAUCGUGUCGAAGGAUAGCAAGAAAACAGGUACGUCUAAGGAAGAACUUUACACGGUUGGGCUUACGCCGCGAUUAGAAUUGUUUGCGGAUGCAAUUCCAAAAUUGUUAGCCGAAAAGUCGGUAGAAUGCGGCGGGGGGACGCAUCAGAGCAAACAAGUUUCCGAAGAUGUGAAAACGACCAAUACUGAGAUUAAAAGCAGCGGUAUCGCAACGACUACUCGACGACUACUAUCGCAUCCAGUUAACGCAUCGUCGAGCAGUAAGGGGCAAAAAAAAGAAAUCAAAUUUUCAAAGUCAAAAAGUUACGAUCAGAUCUGUAAGACAACAACACCGUUUCGAACGUCCGUAGAAAACUUAAAGGUAGCUAAAUCUUCGGAUACCGUGAAAAACCCUGCCACCAGUAAUCUGACGUGCAGCAGAUCAAGUACUGUUAAGCCUAUCGUAACGAGGCUUCCUUCCAAGACCAGGGUACUUCCAAAAGCAAAACCAAAAGCAAAAGUAAAAUCAAAAUCGAAACCAAAGAAAGAUCUGAUCAAGACUGUUGGUUUUACUUCCUCUUUGUCUUCCACGUAUAAAGGGUACCAAAUAAAGUCGCCAGAUAAUCAUGUAAAGCGGUCCAUGGCUGGUGGUGGUGGUGGUGGUGAUACGAAACACAAUUCGGUGACACCGAACUGGGAGAACUUGUGUCGCGAGGAGAGACACAAGAAUGUUCUUUUGAAACAGCAGCUAGAGGCUGAAGUGAAAUUGUACAAAAAUCAAAUAGACAGUAUGCGUGUAUCUUUUGAGGAAGAAUUGUUCGCAUUGAAAAAGCAAAAUAUCAUUCUAAAGGCAAGGCUCGACGAACUCUUGUUGAAUGAUAAACGCGUGAUAGACACUUUUCAACCGAAGAAGGACACUAAAAUCGUGCUUUUAGAGAAAGAAUUGGAGAAACAAGAGAAAUUGAUUCGCGCAUACGAAACGGAGAACAAGAAAUUGAUGCAAGACACUAAACGCAUGCAAGAAGAGAUGAAGCAGUUGCAGAAACAGAAAAAUACUGCACCGCUAGAGUCUGGUAAUAAGAUGCAAGAGCUUGCAGAUAAAGUAAAGGAUCUCGAGGAGGAGAGGCUGAAAGUGAAUCUCGAAAUUUCGGAGGUUCGAGAGAAGAACGCGGACUACGCGUUAAAGAACGAGGAUUUAAUCCAGCAGAAUAGUUUACUGAACGACGAGUUGGAGAUGUUCAAGGAACAACUGAGGACGAAGAACGAUUUCAUCACGGACCGAUUGCAAGCAAUAACCAACGUCGAGUUGGAACUGAAGAAACAGCUGGAGGAUUUGACGAUCAAGCUCAGCUCCAAGACCGAACAGUUACGAAUCGUGAAACAGCAGUUUGAUAAGAUUCAGCAAAACGUACUGCCAUUGGAGAAGGAGCUGCUAGAAUUGCGAGUGAAAGAAGGGAAUCUUGAAGAGAAGCUACAGGUAGCCAAAAGUCACGUGGAACGUGAGAAGCAGUUGACGCAAAAAUUGAAGGACCAGGUGAUCCUUGACAGCAAAAAGAUCAUCGAUUUGAACAGACAGAUACGUGAAAUGGAAAGGAUAUUGAAGAGAAAGAAUCCCGAUUCUGUGUCUGCUCUUAUACUGACGGCUAAUUCGGAGCAAGAGAAAGUUGGUGCUGAAAAAUUGAAGCUAUUAGAGGAUAGAAUUUCAAGUUUGGAAAAUGAGAUAAAAGCAAAGGAUCAGUUGGCGCAGCAGAAGGUGAUAGAGUUUCAAAAAAAGUUUUCUGACAUGAAGGAGAAAUACUGUUCGCAGAUAAUCGAAUUAGAGGAGAAACUACUCGAGGCUGAUAUUAAGAAUCGUAAAAUUUACAACGACAUGUUCACACAGACGAUAUCGAAACCUGUCGAGAGUAGGGCUGUAGAAACAAUCAGGAAAGAAGAGAGAGCUGGCUCGUUCGAGAAGGAAGAUAAUAAAAAGGAUCAAAAGUCAGCCAAUGUUAAUAAAGUAGUUAAUCUAAAGUCUCAGAAUCUGAAGGAUGAUGCAUAUCUUAUGGCCACUAUACGUGGACUGAAAUUCGAACUGGCAAACAAAGAUAAAGCAUUGUCGAAACUUGGCAAAGAAUUGCAGGAGCUACAAAAGACUAACAGAAAAUUACAAAAGGAACGAGAGAAAUUACUAAACGAUAGGAGAUCUGUUAAAAGCAGCACGGAUUUUGAGAGGACGGUAUCGAAUCGAGCCAUGGUAUCCUCGGCUGAUUCAAAGUUACACACUUUGAAAUGUUCCGAAGGAAACGAUCAGAACUCGAACACGUGUUAUCAGAAUGGACACGUGUCCGAUUCGAAUUCUCAACGACGAAUGUCUUGUUCAAGCUCUGUUCAAAAGCUACUUUACGAUCCCAUGCGAUACACCGAAAAUCUCGGAGACAGCAAUAAUCUCGUCAAGAGAUUAACCGACGAGAAUGAUAUUUUGAAAGAGGAAUUAAAUAAGAUGAACAAGGACUUUAUGGCUUUGAAAAAUAAGCGAUUGCAUGACUUGAAUCUGUUGCAAGAGGAACACGAACGCGAAAUGGCUAGCUUGCUGAAAGAAUACAGCGUAAAGUUUGGCGAUUCUAAAGUGGUAAAGUUGCAGAGUCAGAUAAACACGCAGUUGGCUGUGAUAUCACAUUUGAAGCAACAGAUUGAAAAAUUGAAAGACUCUAAGGAACAGGUGGUAGUUCUGAAGGCAGAACGGGAUCAUUUGGAGAAUAGGGUCAAGACGUUGAAUGAAAAAGUCAAGUAUUUAUCAACGCCGAGCACGGAGCAGUUGCAGUUGCUGCAGGAUAAAAUAACGAUUCUUCAGCAACGACACGAGAGUCGUGAGAUGACUUUGCAGAGCCUGGUGCGUGAUUUACUUCGCAAUCGUACCCAAUGUAAGGACUGUAAGAACGAGAAGGGUAAAAAUCGACAAUUAUGUUAUUUUCGACAAGAGUUGGAUCAUAUUCUUGGGAUGCUUCAGGAAAUUGCCAAUGUUCAUUGAUUCUGAUCAACUAAAUUAUCGUACAAGUGUGUGCGUGCGUACGUGCGUGCGUGUGUCUAUGCACGCGCUAACCGGUGGUGCUCAUGAAAUGCUGAGAAAUCGUCCAUUGAUUGCAAUAACGUACUUGAAGCACGCGAGACGUUGCUCGACUUUUUGUCGAGCAUUGUGAUAAUUCGUAUACUUGAAACGUACUGGAAUGGAUUUUUACGCAUUACAGUUAAACAAUCACGCGAAUUAAACGCGUCAUUGUUGGAAAUUUUACUAUUUCUAUAACGCGUUUUCAACGUGUAAUCAAAAUUUAGAUCAUUUUCUCUAACUAGAUGGAGUUUAUGCUAGAUUAAUGUGCGUGUGUGUAAAAAGACUGUAAUGCGUUAAAUGUUCAUUAGGUGAAUUUAUCGCGUUGUUAAUCAUUUUAUACGUAUAAACGAAUGCACAAAUGUUGCUCUAAAAAUGUCCAAAAUGUUGAACGUCUUUUUUUUAUUUUUUUAUUUUUUUAUUUUUUUAUUUCUUUAUUUUUUUAAAUAUUACGAAUCCUUCUACGAAGGUGAACGAUACGUUUAUUUUAUUAUGAGGUAUGGAUUAUACCAAUGAAAUCAUAUCGAUCUCGGGAUAGUUCACACGUAACGAUCGACUGGGAUCACUGCCAAAGAUGUAAAAAAAAAAAAAAAAAAAAGACGAAAGAAGUUACCGUUUUAUCGUAACUUCUCGUCGAUACUUACUAAUUUCUUGCCACUGUGCGUUCAAUGCACAUGGACAUAGUCUCGUCCAUAGUCGGAGUAAUAAAACGGUUAGUCAGAGUAUCAAAUAAUAUCGUACAUAGAUAGAAAUAUUUUCAUCUAUAUAUUUACUAUAAACUGCAGACUUUUUAUUUAUCUAAUAACGCAGAAUUAACAGUAAGACAGAAAAACCGGACUGCUAGUUUUAGCCUUGUAUCGGUAUGUACUUGUUGACAAGGUGACGAAAGUGGUUUGACGUUAGAAAUGAAUAACUUUCGGUAACGAGGCGUCUUCCGAAGUUACGUAAAAUUGAAUAGCCAUUCUUUUUUACAAAAGGCUUUUCUUCGUCUUGCGUUUUGUACAUACAUAUAAAUAAGCAUCGUAUCGAGUAAUUGUAUUUAUUUCAUAUUUAUACCAACAAAUUUUUCAACUUCGACUAUCAACGAAUUCAUUUGUAAUGAAAUCGUUAUGCUCUAUCAUAUAUUUAUAUACAUUUUAGUAGAAACACAAUUGACUCUCUGUACUGUCACGAAGCACACGCAAAUCGCACAAAAUUAACGACAUAUUCUACGUGUAAUCGCUCAAAAAUCUUUGUUUCAGGACCUGACCAUCGUUUUAGAAGUUACUUUGCUUUCUUCAGGUUGUAUUUUUUUUUCUCUCUCUCUUUUUUCAUCGAAUCAUUGUAAGCACUUUUUUAAUAAUUAUUUUUAAGCUGAACAACCGUAAUGUACAAACCACGAGAUUAUGGCUUUAAUAAAUUACUUUUCUCUUUGA